Molecule: messenger RNA, 267 nt
Organism: Guillardia theta CCMP2712
Lineage: Eukaryota; Cryptophyceae; Pyrenomonadales; Geminigeraceae
Exons: 1
Molecular function (GO): protein binding
Source: RefSeq, a predicted model, not a curated record
UCCUUGAAGGUGUGGGACCUUGUGAGCAUGACGCAGAAGGCUUGUCUUCAGGGUCAUAGUAAAGCGGUAGGGAUCGUGGCGAUCAGCGGGGACGGCAAGACGGCUGUCAGCGGGAGUAACGAUGAGACGAUGAGGGUGUGGGACCUUGUGAGCAUGACGCAGAAGGCUUGUCUUGAGGGUCAUAGUGGUUGGGUGACGAGCGUGGCGAUAAGCGAGGACGGCAAGACGGCUGUCAGCGGGAGUGGGAUGAGUACCUUGAGGGUGUGG